Prinia subflava (tawny-flanked prinia) is the source of this 2956-nucleotide messenger RNA. It is a transcript of the gene BLACAT1, whose product is annotated as BLACAT1 overlapping LEMD1 locus. The record is from RefSeq and is a predicted model, not a curated record. The coding region runs from base 443 to 907 and encodes 154 amino acids. The transcript has 4 exons. Lineage: Eukaryota; Metazoa; Chordata; Aves; Passeriformes; Cisticolidae.
CGCUGAGGAAGGGCAGAGGAAGGGCAGCGAAGGGUGCCUGAUGCCGCUGGGACAUUCCGGGCUUUGUCCCCGCCGGCGGUGGCGCGCUGGCAGCGGUGCCCGAGCGGCAGGACAUGAGUAAUCCCCGUCCCACCGGGGGAGGCGGAUCAAAGGCACCCGAGGAGAUACAAGAGGUUUCUGCUCCGCAGACCGGAGCGGCUGCAGUUCAAUAGCGCCUUUGUUACCGGGCCCUGCCGAGGCAGGGAUGGAGAAAUACCUGACCCCGCUCCCUCCCUCCCUCCGGCCUUCCCUCCCCGCUCCCAGCCCCUCGCAGCACAGCCCUCCCAGCCUCGGCGGUGGCAGCCACAGAAAGGUUGGGGAGGGGUCCAAAAGACCCCUGGGAGCAGCGGGGUGACCCCCCCGAGCAGGAGGAGAGGACGGUGAGGGCGAUGCCACCGGGGCGAUGCCGCUGUGCCAGCCCUGUCCCGGCUGGCACCGGGCCCUUCCCGCCAGGACCGCGCCGCGCUGCCAAAGGUCACAGCCGUGCUCUUUGCUGCUGCAAACCACAGCAAAAUCCCUCCCUGCCUCCCAUCCUGGCGGCUUCGAGAGCCUGGAUUUCCCAAGGAUUCUGGCGAGGAAGGGAGUCUCCCUCCCUGACCUCAUCAGCUCCCGGCAAUUAACGGCGGCUGAUGAGGAGCGCUGUCCUGGCAGGGGGAGGGAGCAGAGGCCGGAGCUUUCCCAGGGACAACCUGGGCACCCCCGGUGCCACCCGAGGAGCCUCCCCAGGUUUCCCGGAGCCGCUCCCAAGCCUCCCCUGCCCCGGGUGAUGCCCCAGUUCACCUUCGCCUGCUUCUGUGGCCUCCAUGGCUUCUGCAAGAUGAAGAGGAAGAAAGAAGAGGCCGGCGGGGGGCAGGAGACGGCCGUGUGAGGAGCAGAUCCCACCCGGGACCCCUCUUGUCCCCUCGGCCGAAGGGGAAAAGCCGAAGCGCUGCAGUGACCUUGCCCAGGAUGUCACCCCGGUGUCCCUGCCCAGGAUGUGACCCUGGUGCUGCAGUGUCCCUGCCCAGGAUGUCACCCCGGUGCUGCAGUGACCUUGCCCACGAUGUCACUGUGGUGCUGCAGUGACCUUCUCCAUGAUGUCACCUCGGUGUCCCUGCCUGGGUCCAAGAAUUCCCUCCUGCUCCAGCCGAGCCGCCCCUGCUCCAGCCAGACACACCUGGAAAAUCCCCAAAAUCGGCCCAGACCUUGUCCUUGCCAGAGCCCAGAGCCGGGCAGGGCCUCCUGCUCUGUCCCUGCCUCCUUCCCUGUCCCCGGGACAAUCCCUGGCGUCCCCAAAACCUCGGGAUUUGCUGGCGGUUCGGGAAUUCCUGCUGCCUCCGGAUCCGUUGCUCCAGAACCGCCCGGCCCUGAGCGAUGCUGGAGCAGACAAAUCCCGCUGGUGGCAGUGGCAAUGAACUUCCAAGGGCUUUUCCAAGGAUUUUCCCAGCUCUGGAGAGGGAGCAGAGCCCCGGCUGCUCACGGCUUUCCCUCGGGAAGGGAUGCAGGACCCUCCCCAUCACGGACCCGGCUGGAAUUCCUGCAAAUCCCUCCCGUGCCACGGAUUCCCGGAGCUCACGGAGCCUCCAGCUCCCUGGGAAAGCAGAGCUGUACCCCCAAAGAUGAAUUUGUUCCCACCAGCAAUAAUCCUCCUUUAAUCCCAUCCCACCAAGGAUCCCUCGGAGCUGCCCCCUGCUCACAUCCCACUGGGAAUUUGGGCUGGGUGUCCCCCAGGCAGGGCAAUUCCUGCACCCUGGGUGGCAGCCAAGAGGGAAAAAAACCCCCCAAAUCCUCCUUUUUUAAUAUUUUUCUCCCCAGGAACCACCAGGUCAGAGCCAUCCCUUCUCCCUUCCACGGGGAGGAUUUUCUUCCAGUCUUCCUACAGGCCAAAAUAAUUUGUGGCUGUCCCAAAACUCGGUGUUUUUCUGGAUUUUAUCCCAAGGACAGAGCUCCAGGUGGGGCCGGGGAAGCGUUGGGAAAAUGCUGACUUUGCCCUGAUUUCUGUUUUUGCACAUCAGCAGAACUUCCCCAAUUCCACCUUCGCAUCCCCAGCGCUGCCCUUGGCUCUGGGAGAAAAAAAAAAGCCAAAAAAAAACAAAACAAAAAAUCCAAGGAAACUGAUGGAACUCUAAGGGCAUUUCCUGAAUGUAACUUUAUUUUUGCACAAGGAUUUGUGGUGGCCACACCGGGAAUGUGAAAGGAUUUGAACAAUUUGGGAUUGAUCCCUGCUCUGGAAAUGAUCAAGAUAAGGGUGGAAUUCCAGCCUUGUUUUAUUCCAGGAUAAAUCCAGAGGGACAAUCUGACACUGAGAUGUGUAGAAAAAUAUUAAUUAUAGAGAAAUCAGCUUGGACUGACUCCCAUCCCUCAGAUUUCUCCUGUUUCUCCAGGUUUCUCCUAUGCAAAAAACACAAAAAACCAGCAAAAACAAAGCCAGGCUCAGCAGCAGGCCCUGACUCAACAAAGCCCUGCUUAAGCCUAAGGCUUUGCUUCAGGAUUUUGCUCCACCCCAUCAAUUUUCCUGAUUCCAGCCUGGAUCGAUCCCUGGCAAAGAGGGAAAGGCACAGAACCCUCCCCGCGGCCUCUCCUGACACGAUCAAAGCAUUAAAUCUCUUUUUAUUGUCCUUUUUUUCAUCCCUGCUGCCCGGAUUUCUUUGGGAAAGGACUCCCAAGAUGAUCCUCGGGAGACUCCCGGCACCAGGAGCCAUAGGAAUCCGUACUGUACAUUUAUUUUUUGGGGUUUUUUUUUGUAGGGAGGGAAAAAUAAAUGUGACAUUUGUAAAUAAGCACAGGCAUCUUCCACGCACAGACAGAGCGCUUCCUAUAGGAAUUCCUAUGCCAGAGGAAUUAAGAAAUUAAUUAAGAAAGCUAUUAAUACAUAUAUUAUUAAACACAAUAAUAAAUAUUCAAUCAAACAAACAAAUAAAUUCAAUAUUUAUGAUAA